Effrenium voratum is the source of this 719-nucleotide messenger RNA. The record is from the annotation of a GenBank genome assembly. NCBI's taxonomy places the organism in Eukaryota, Dinophyceae, Suessiales, Symbiodiniaceae.
AAAGGCACCAGCUUUCGACACCCGUUGGAAGCGGUACCUAUGGAAUGUCAGCCUUCCGCCCUGCCGCAGUUGCUGCCGCAGGUGCUUCCCAUGAUGGAGUGGAGUGACAUCCGCCGCACCUGUUUGGCGCAGAAGCACUGCAGCCGGAGCCUGGUGCAGGCGGUGCACCAACGGUACCUGGGCAAAAUGCCCACCUCGGUGCGAGCCCGUGUCCAGCGACUGGGCCAGCGGCUGAGCGGCGCACAGGCCGCCCAAGCGCGGGGCGCCCCGGAGGCGCUGGCCUCCGCGGCGGUGGAGAUCACCGUGCUUCAGCAGUGCACGCGCAUCCUGGGCGAGAACUGCGAGAAGUACGCGGACCUCCUGGAAAGGGUGGGCUUCACCUUGGGCGACGAUCUGGAGCCCGUCUCCGACGCCUUGCUGGAGUCUCUGGAGCAGCUCCAGUCCUUCGCGGACGCCCUGGCGCGCCUCAAGUCCGCGGCGGAGUCGGGGCCUCCGCCGGGCAUCUCCUGCCGCGCGCGGCGCGAGGGCGCGACCGGAGGCUACCCCUCCGACGACGAUUGACGCACAUUGUCGAACGUGAGCCGCGGCCGAUCUGGGCGACUUGGUAGGGUACUCUGUCACAAUCUGAACAGGAUUCAAUGACUAGGAAGCACCCAAAGUCGGGGCUUGCCUCUUACAAGAGGUAGUAGAUGCCGGGGGCCUUGUUGGGAUGUGUCCGC